AGGAAAGAGAGAGAGAAAGAGAGAGAGAGAGAGCAAUAUGUCAAUGGAGGUGUAUAAGAGAGCAAAGCCAUACUUGGCAAUGAUUUUGUUGCAGUUUGGGUAUGUGGGUUUAGGUAUUAUAGCCAAGUUUGGUCUAAACCAAGGGAUGAGCCUUUACUCCUUCGCUGUCUACCGGAAUGUUGUCGCCGCUCUUGUCUUUGCUCCUUUUGCUCUCCUCUUUGAAAGGAAAGUAAGGCCAAGGAUGACCACUUCUGUCUUCUUGAAGAUAAUGUUACUGGGCUUGUUGGAGCCUGUGAUAGACCAGAACUUGUUCUAUACUGGAAUGAAGUACACAACAGCUACUUUUGCCACUGCCAUGUGUAACAUUGUUCCUGCCAUGUUUUUUCUAAUGGCUUGGAUACUCAGAGAGAAGGACUUGGAUGAAGUAUUGCAGUCACAAACUGUUUAUUCAAAUGUUUCGAAGGGGGUUCUUGCCAAGUCAAAAGAUUUAGUAGCAGCUUUUGGGACAGAUGAUCAGACAAAUAUAUGCUUGGAGAUUUUGGACAAAGGAGAGCUACAAGUUGCUGGAAAGGAAAGGGAUUCUCAAUUAUCGAGUUAGUUUCGGGAUAUUGCUACCAUAGUUAUGCAGAAGACUAUUAACCCUGAGACUCAACGCCCUUAUACUAUUAGCAUG
Camellia sinensis is the source of this 673-nucleotide messenger RNA. Lineage: Eukaryota; Viridiplantae; Streptophyta; Magnoliopsida; Ericales; Theaceae. The record is from RefSeq and is a predicted model, not a curated record.